Molecule: messenger RNA, 5650 nt
Organism: Nerophis lumbriciformis (worm pipefish)
Lineage: Eukaryota; Metazoa; Chordata; Actinopteri; Syngnathiformes; Syngnathidae
Biological process (GO): axoneme assembly
Cellular component (GO): axoneme
Molecular function (GO): dynein complex binding; protein binding
Source: RefSeq, a predicted model, not a curated record
CCAUGGAAAAGGCGGCGUGGAGCGGGCCGAGGAUGACCAAGAAGUUCUUGAAGGAUCACUGCAGGAAGAACAAGCUGUACUGCACGCCCGCCCUGAACGACACGCUCUACCUGCACUUCAAGGGCUUCUCCUGCAUCGAGAACCUGGACGAGUACACCGGACUCCGGUGUCUGUGGCUGGAGAGCAACGGCCUGCAGCGCAUCGAGAACCUGGAGGCGCAGACCAACCUGCGCUGCCUGUUCCUGCAGCAGAACCUGAUCCACAAGCUGGAGAACCUGUCGUGUCUGCAGCAGCUGUGCUCCCUGAACGUGUCCCACAACCACAUCCACGCCAUCGAGAACCUGGCCUGCCUGCCGCAGCUCAGCACCCUACAGAUCGCGCACAACCGCCUGGAGCGCGUGGAGGACGUCCAGCACCUGCGCCAGUGCGCCGCCAUCACCGUGCUGGACCUGGCCCACAACCUCCUGCACCAGCCCGACGUGCUGCUGGUCCUCAGGGACAUGCCCGAGCUGCGCGUCCUCAACCUGACGGGCAACAAGGUGGUGGGCCGGAUCCCGGACUACCGGAAGACCCUGAUCGUGCACCUGCGGCAGCUCACCUUCCUGGACGACCGGCCCGUCUUCCCCAGGGACCGCGCCUGCGCAGAGGCCUGGGCGCUGGGCGGCCUCCUCCAGGAGCACCGCGAGAUGCAACGCUGGGACAACCGGGACCGCAAGAAGAUCCGGGACAGUCUCGACGCGCUGGCACUGAUUAGAACCAAGGCGCAGAAGAAACGGCGCCUGAUGGAGGAAGUCAAUAAAGAGGGGCUCGAGUCACAAUGGUCUUGUGAGGAACCACCUGCUGGACACAUCCAGAGCUUUGUGCAGGACUCCUUGGAUGCCCAGGAAGAGUUUCUCCAAAAGAAAACCACCCAGCAGGCCAGUAAACACGAUGGAAAGUCUGAAGCAAAGCAGCUGAAAGACAAGUUUGAGGUCGGAGACGAGAUGUCUGAAGAAGAUGAGCAGGCUGAUGGUGAGGAGGAUCAGGUUCCUGUCCAUGAAGCAGAAAGAGAACUUGUAAACCAUGAAAGUAAGCAUGUAGUUCCACCAACUCCAAGCAUCCAGAGCUUUCUGCAGGACACAUUGAAUGCCCACAGAGACUUCCUCCAAAGUCAAACCACAAAGCAGUCCCAAGAAAACAGAGUAGACCCUGAGGAGAACCUUGUUGUCUGUGAUGGAACCAGAAACCCUGUGAGUCAGGUGAAUGAGGACCAAGAGAACCACUUUCCUGCUGUGAAGAUGGACUCUCCCAAGGAACCACAAAGUCCAAGUCUAGCAGGGACUGGACUGGAGCGUGCAAGGCAGCUGCAUGUUGACAGUCUUCCUGUUGUGAAAGCACCUACUCAAAAUUUAGGGCUGGACACUUUGGACUUCCACGAGGAGUUUCUCCAAAGACAAACCAUAAAGCAGUCCCAAGAAAACCGAGUAGACCCGCUUGAUGAAGAAUUGGUGUUUGAGAAACACAACAAACAGGCAAAUUGUGAGGAGAAUUUUGUUGUCUGUGAUGGAACCAGAGAACCUGUGAGUCACGUGAAUGAGGACCAAGAAAAUCAGUUUCCUGCUGUGAGGAUGGACUCUCCCAAGGAACCACAACAAAAUCCAAGUCUGGCAGGGACUGGACUGGAGCGUGCAAAGCAGCUGCCUGUUGACAAUCUUCCUGUUGUGGAAGCACCUACUCAAAAGUUAGGGCUGGACACUUUGGACUUUCAUGAGGAGUUUCUCCAAAUUCAAACAAAGAAGUCCAAAGAAAACCUGGAAAAGGACAACAUCUUUGAAACAGACCUGCUUGAUGAGGAGUUGGAUGCCAAAAAUAUAUCUAAAGAUGAACAGGCUCAGCAGACAGAUGGUAAGAAAGAUCAGCCUCUCAUUGAUGAACCAGGAAGCGAACUUCCAACAGUUUCAAACCAUGAGAGCGAGCAACAGAAGUACCUGCUAACUUCUGUCAAAGGAAACCAUCACGGAGAUCUUAAAGUUCCCGUUUCAGUGAGGUCCAGCCCCGAAGGGGUAAAGCCACCUCAUAUGGAUGGGUCACCUGCUGAGGACAUCCAGAGCUUUGUGCAGGAGAACCAUGAGAAGUUUCCCCAGAGUCAAGCACCACAGCCACCUGAUGAAAACAGAAAAGACUCCAAAUCAGAGCAGUUUGAUGAAAGCGUAGAAGCAGAGAUUACAUAUGAGAUGUCUGAAAAACCAAAAGAACAUGCUCAGCAGGCAGAUGGAGAGAAGGUUCAAGUUUGUAGUGAUAAAGCAGAAGGAGGCCCUCAAAUAAUUGUAAGCUAUGAACGCGGAGACCAAGAGGACCAGCUGUCUGUGGAGUUAGAAAAUCCCAAGGACUCCAAUGGUCCUAGUCUUCUGGAGACUUGUUUAGAGGAUGCACACUCAAUACCUGUUCUUGAAAAUGAAGAACCACCUACUGAAAUCAGCCAUAGCUUUGUGAAGGACAUACGGGACGCACAUGAAGAGUCAAAACACACAACCCAGCAACCCAGCAACCAAAACUAUAAAUCAGAGCAACUUGUUGAAGGUUUGGAGGCCAAGGUAGAAGAUGAGAUGUCUGAGGAAGAUGAGCAAGCUCAUCCAGCUGAUGGUGAGGACCAUCAGAUUAUUUGGGAUAAGACCAAAAGAGAACCUACAAGUGUGAGUCAUGUGAAAGAGGAGCGGGAUAAUGAGCGACAUCCGAUAGAGGUAGUUUCUCUCCAACCACUAGGUCCUGAUUUACUUGAAACAAGACUCUGGGACAUAGAACUGAUGCAUAUUGAUCUUCACGUUCUUGAGGAUGUGGAACCAACUGCUCAGAACAUCUGGAGCUGUGUGCUGGACACAUCCGAGGCCCAGGUGGAAUUUUUCCAUAGCCAAACAUUGCAAUCUGAUGAGAUCCAGGAAAACAGUAUUGGGGGAAACAUAUGUGCAGAACAAGAUGGUCCAACUCAGCUUGUGGAUGGAGAGGAUGAUCAGGUUCCUGGUGAUGAUGCAGGAAGAUCUACAACCUUUGUAUGCUACAAGAGUGUGGCACAGGAGGAACAGUCUGAUUUGGUCUGGGUAGUGUCACAAAGUUCUUGUCCACCGAAGACUGGGCAGCAGGAUGCGGAGCUGCCGCGGAUGAAUAAUGUUCCUGGUCUUCAGGAUGUUGAUGUAUUUGCUGGAAACAUCCAGACCUUGGUGCAGGAUACACUGGAUCAGCAUGAGGAGUUCCUUAAGGAUCAAGCAACACAGCAAACCCAAAAAAACCAGAUGACUGACCAAGAGUCCAAGUCACAGCCUAACAAAGAGUUGAAGGCCACAAUGGAAGAGAAGAUGUCUGAAGGAGAGGAUGACCACACUCAGCAGUUGGAUGGAGAGCAGAAUGGGGUUGUUCGAGAUAAAUCAGGGAGAGAACUUCCUUCUGUGAAGGUAAAUUAUUCUGACAAAUCACAAGGCUCCAGUCCAAUGGAGAUUCGGCUACAGGAUGCAGCACAGGCACACAUGGAUGAUCUACCUGAUUUUCAGGAUGCUGAGAACAUCCAUGGGUUUGUACAGGGCACACUGGAGAGCCUUCAAAGUCAAACCCAGCCAUCCAAUGAAAAACUGGAAGAACAGUCCAAAUCAGAGCAGCUUGACACAAUGUUGGACGUCGAGAUCCAAGAUACGAUGUCUGAAGAUUUUGAACAGGCUCGGCAGCUGGAUGAUGAAGAGCAUCACUUUCUCGGCAAUCAAAGCAGAGAACCCAACAUUGUGCAUCUUUCAAAUGAGCAGCCUGCCUCUGACAAUGUCCAUGUUCCUGAAAAGGCACAUGGUCCAGGUCUACUGGAGACUGAACUGCAGGAUGCAGACUCACCUGAUGAGAACAGCCAUAGCUUCCUCCAGGACACACUGGAGAGCCUCCAGAGUCAAACACAGCCAUCCAAUGAAAAAUUGGAAGAAGACUCCAAAUCAGAGCAGCUUGACAAAGUCUUGGACGUCCAGAUCCAAGGUAAGAUCUUUGAGGAAGACCAAGAACAGGCUCAGCGGGUUCUUGGAGAGGAUCGGCUUCUUUGCAAUGAAGUUGAAAGAGAAUUUCCAACAAAUGACCAGGAUAUUUUUGAAAAGGUAGAUGCUCUAGAAGAACCACAGAGUCCUGGUCCACCAGAGUCUAGACUGCAGUAUGCAGAACUGCUUUACAUGGAUGAUCUGCCUGAUCUUCAGGAUGUUGAAGUAUUUGCUGGAAACAUCCAGACCUUGGUGCAGAGUCCUGGUCCACCAGAGUCUAGACUGCAGUAUGCAAAACUGCUUUACAUGGAUGAUCUGCCUGAUCUUCAGGAUGUUGAAGUAUUUGCUGGAAACAUCCAGACCUUGGUGCAGGACACAUUGGAGCAACAUGAGGAGUUCCUUAAGGAUCAAGCAACACAGCAGACCCAAGAAAACCAGAUGAAUGACCAAGAGUCCAAGUCACAGCUUAACAAAGAGUUGAAGGCCCCAAUGGAAGAGAAGAUGUCUGAAGGAGAGGAUGACCACACUCAGCAGUCGGAUGGAGAGCAGAAUCGGGUUGUUCGAGAUACAUCAGGGAGAGAACUUCCUACUGUGAACGUCAAUUCUUCUGACAAACCACAUGGCUUCAGUCCAAUGGAGACUCAGCUACAGGAUGCAGCACAGGCACACAUGAAUGAUCUACCUGAUCUUCAGGAUGCUGAGAACAUCCAUGGGUUUGUACAGGGCACAUUGGAGAGCCUUCAAAGUCGAACCCAGCCAUCCAAUGAAAAACUGGAAGAAAAGUCCAAAUCAGAGCAGCUUGACACAAUAUUGGACGUCAAGAUCCAAGAUAAGAUUUCUGAAGAUAUUGAACAGACUCGGCAGCUGGAUGAUGAAGAGCAUCACUUUCUCGGCAAUCAAAGCAGAGAACCCAACAUUGUGCAUCUUUCAAAUGAGCAGCCUGCCUCUGACAAUGUCCAUGUUCCUGAAAAGGCACAUGGUCCAGGUCUACUGGAGACUGAACUGCAGGAUGCAGACCCACCUGAUGAGAACAUCAAUAGCUUUGUCCAGGACACACUGGAGAGCCUCCAGAGUCAAACACAGUCAUCCGAUGAAAAACUGGAAGAAGACUCCAAAUCAGAGCAGCUUGACAAAGUCUUGGACGUCCAGAUCCAAGGUAAGAUCUUUGAGCAAGAUCAAGAACAGGCUCAGCGGGUUCUUGGAGAGGAGGAUCGGCUUCUUAGCAAUGAAGUUGAAAGAGAAUUUUCAACAAAUGAUCACCAGCUUCUUUUUGAGAAGGUAGAUGCUCCAGAAGAACCACAGAGUCCUGGUCCACCAGAGUCUAGACUGCAGUAUGCAGAACUGCUUUACAUGGAUGAUCUGCCUGAUCUUCAGGAUGUUGACUCUCCAAAUGAAACAUUCUAUCAGCAGAUUUUUCAAGCAAAGAUAAAAGUCCUGUCGGGCGAUGGAUCAGCCAUCUUAUCAAGUCCAGAAAAGAAGUCCUUGUUCUUCACAAGUUCUGGCUUUGAGUCUAGUCAACCUUCUCACGACUCAUCGCUGAUCUAUCCAGAAGAUCUGCAGCAUCGCCUGGAGCCCCCGACUUUGGAGCUCCAAGAAACGUGUGGGACAAUCCAAAAGUCUUCUGCACCACGCUGCCUGAUCGUGGAGCUGGAAUGAUCAGCGUGCUUCGU